Messenger RNA from Nicrophorus vespilloides, 582 nucleotides. Its product is annotated as troponin C-like. Gene Ontology annotation, molecular function: enzyme regulator activity; calcium ion binding. NCBI's taxonomy places the organism in Eukaryota, Metazoa, Arthropoda, Insecta, Coleoptera, Silphidae. The record is from RefSeq and is a predicted model, not a curated record. The transcript is spliced from 6 exons. The coding region runs from base 52 to 552 and encodes 166 amino acids.
AACACUGACCAUUUCAAAGUGUGCUAAGUGCAGAUAACAUAAUCAUAAACAAUGUCUUCUGCAAUUGACGAUGCUACGGCUGCGCUUGCCAAGGAUCUGGACAUUUCCAAAGAUCAAAUGAGAAUGUUAAAAUCAACAUUUGAGGCUUUCGAUUUGGAUAAGAAAGGCGCGAUUGCUAUCGAUAUGAUUGGACAAAUUUUGGACAUGUUGGGUCAUCAAGUCGUAGCUGAGGAAUUGAACAAAAUCGUCAAAGAGAUCGAUUCAGAUGGAAACGGUGAGUUGAGUUUCGAGGAAUUUGCUCAUCUGGCUUCCAGAUUCUUAGGAGAAGAGGAGGAAGACACCGAGGCUAUCUUAAGGGAACUCAAAGACGCCUUCAGAUUGUACGACAAAGAAGGUUUGGGUUACAUUUCAACCGAUUUGCUAAGAGAAAUCCUUAAAGAAUUGGACGAUAAGAUCACCCCCUCUGAUUUAGAGCAAAUGAUCGAAGAAAUCGACGCCGAUGGUUCAGGAACCGUUGAUUGGGAAGAAUUCAAAGCCAUGAUGAUUGGAUAAACGACAAUUAUAUAAUUCACAUGCAUAAAA